UUGUGGGAGAAUGACGUCUGCUACUGUCAGAAACAGAGUUAAGCUCAGCGGGCGCCGGGAGAAUGGAGUGGAGGGGAGCUCCUAGCCGUGGGGACGGCCGAGCAGCGCCGCGGCCUGGGCCUCCAGGGAAACAAGACUCUGCUGUUUAAACGACGCUUGGCUUUCCAUCCCUACGGCUGGGGGAACAUGCAAAGGAUUGAACCUUUGGAACAGGUACAACAAUGUUCAUCAGUGCACAAUACAAGUUGGAGUCUGUGUGAGAGGUGGAGCUGCACCGUGGAGGUCAUAGCCCUGGAUUUCCCAGAGAUGGAGGGUCAUGGCUAUGACCGGUUUGGUGAUGGGGAAAGGGACAAUUACCAGAUCGACUACCGGAGGAUCGUAGGUGACAUGGAGCCUUCGUGGCCUCGAAGCUCAAACAGAGAUGGGGAGCAGCCUCACCCCUAUGGGACACACGCUCACCCGCUUCCACAUGGACACGGCCAUGAGACUGCAGCCCAGCGGUACAGCGCCACGCGAAUCCAGGCGGGAUAUGAACCAGAGAGCAUGGCCGAUUACCUGAUCAGUGGAGGCACAGGUUAUGUUCCAGAGGACGGGUUAACGGCGCAGCAGCUGUUUGCGAUUGGCGACGGACUCACUUACAAUGACUUCUUGAUUCUCCCCGGUUUCAUAGACUUUACUUCAGAUGAGGUGGAUCUAACCUCUGCACUGACGAGGAAGAUAACCCUGAAGACGCCUCUUAUUUCAUCUCCAAUGGACACAGUCACAGAGUCAUCCAUGGCUAUCGCCAUGGCACUGAUGGGAGGGAUCGGAAUAAUUCAUCACAACUGCACGGCUGAAUUCCAGGCAAACGAGGUGCGCAAAGUAAAGAAAUUUGAGCAGGGUUUUAUCACAGACCCAGUGGUGAUGAGUCCCCGACACACAGUGGGGGACGUGUUUGAGGCCAAGAUACACCAUGGCUUUUCCGGGAUCCCAGUCACAGAAACUGGCAAGAUGGGUAGCAAGCUGGUUGGCAUAGUGACCUCCAGAGACAUCGACUUCCUGUCUGACAAGGACUAUGACAGACCCCUGGAGGAGGCGAUGACAAAAAGGGAAGAUUUAGUUGUUGCACCAGCUGGCGUCACCCUAAAGGAGGCUAAUGACAUAUUGCAGCGUAGCAAGAAAGGUAAGCUCCCCAUAGUCAAUGAAAACGAUGAGCUGGUCGCCAUUAUUGCUAGAACUGAUUUAAAGAAGAACAGAGAUUAUCCUUUGGCUUCCAAGGACUCCCGCAAGCAGCUUCUGUGUGGAGCUGCCAUCGGCACCAGGGAUGAUGACAAAUACAGACUGGACCUCCUAAUGCAGGCGGGGGUGGAUGUGGUCGUCCUGGACUCCUCCCAGGGGAACUCAGUCUACCAAAUCAACAUGAUACACUACAUCAAACAGAAAUAUCCUGAACUUCAGGUCAUUGGAGGAAAUGUGGUAACUGCUGCUCAGGCAAAAAACCUCAUAGAUGCUGGCGUGGAUGCCCUGCGGGUGGGCAUGGGAUGUGGUUCUAUCUGUAUAACCCAAGAAGUAAUGGCAUGUGGGCGGCCCCAAGGCACAGCGGUGUACAAGGUUGCAGAGUAUGCCCGCCGGUUUGGGGUCCCAGUAAUCGCUGACGGAGGGAUUCAGACGGUCGGGCAUGUGGUGAAGGCUUUGGCCCUGGGAGCAUCCACAGUGAUGAUGGGAUCGUUGCUCGCGGCAACCACGGAAGCACCAGGGGAAUAUUUCUUUUCUGACGGCGUGCGUCUGAAGAAGUACAGAGGAAUGGGCUCCUUGGACGCAAUGGAGAAAAACAACAGUCAGAAACGUUACUUCAGCGAGGGAGAUAAGGUGAAGGUGGCCCAGGGUGUCUCAGGCUCAGUCCAAGAUAAAGGCUCCAUCCAUAAGUUCGCUCCCUACCUCAUCGCUGGCAUCCAACAUGGCUGUCAAGACAUAGGAGCCAAGAGUUUGUGCAUUUUACGGUCCAUGAUGUACUCUGGAGAGCUGAAGUUUGAGAAGAGAACCAUGUCUGCUCAGAUGGAGGGAGGAGUCCACGGCCUCCACUCAUACUCUUUUGUGCCAUUCAUGAGAGGUGACUUUACUGAGGCAGGGGGAAGAGGAAACAUGCGCUCAGGACCUAACGUUCCAGCCCCGACAGCUGUGAGCAGAUGUAGUGGGCACGUGUGACCAUAAAUGCUUUACACUUGAGUUUCUGAUGAAAUUCAUGGUUCAUAAUACAAAUUAAUUACAUUACAAAUGAGUAUUUGCGUAUGUGUUGUGAUCUCUGCUAAAUUCAAUUGAGACAAUAUAUAUCACUU
Messenger RNA from Betta splendens (Siamese fighting fish), 2315 nucleotides. RefSeq names its product IMP (inosine 5'-monophosphate) dehydrogenase 1a (gene impdh1a). Gene Ontology annotation, biological process: GTP biosynthetic process. Gene Ontology annotation, cellular component: cytoplasm. The transcript is spliced from 17 exons. Gene Ontology annotation, molecular function: IMP dehydrogenase activity. The record is from RefSeq and is a predicted model, not a curated record. Lineage: Eukaryota; Metazoa; Chordata; Actinopteri; Anabantiformes; Osphronemidae. The coding region runs from base 187 to 2184 and encodes 665 amino acids.